Messenger RNA from Stegodyphus dumicola, 1159 nucleotides. Its product is annotated as chymotrypsin-C-like. The record is from RefSeq and is a predicted model, not a curated record. Gene Ontology annotation, biological process: proteolysis. Lineage: Eukaryota; Metazoa; Arthropoda; Arachnida; Araneae; Eresidae. Gene Ontology annotation, molecular function: serine-type endopeptidase activity.
AACCCAAGCUGUAGCUCCAAACAGCAUCCAGUCCCACUAUGGCUUUCGGAUUAGUAACAUUCGUUCUUGCAGCUCUCGUAGCCGCAUUCAGUGCAAGAAGCAUCAAUGAUAUCGUUUCUAUGGAUAAAAUGAUGACAGAUCCUGAUGAAGAAUUAUCUCCAAGGGUUAUUGGCGGACGAGAUGCAUUGGAAAAUGAAUUCCCAUGGAUGGUUGCACUUCAUUAUCAAGGACGCUUUGUAUGCAGCUCAUUUUUGGUAACACCAAAAGUAUUGAUGACUGCAGCUCAUUGCGUAGUUUUCGGACGAGAGCCUGAGGACCCAAAACAUUACAACGCUUAUGUAGGAACUAUUCACCGAGAUGGUCCCGACACUGAAAUUAGAUUCACCGAAAUCAUCGCUCAUAAGGAAUAUGGCUCAGGAACUGAAUAUGAUAUUGCUCUGAUGAGACUGGAAGAGCCCGUUACUCUCAGUGAAAGUGUACAGACUAUUUGCUUGCCCACUAAAGGCUCUGUUUAUGAGGAUAUGACAGCCCAAGUCAUCGGAUGGGGUGUCCAAGAAAAAGGAGGCCGAGAAUCUGCUAAAAUUUUGCAGACAGCCGUUGAAAAAGUGCCAACCAAUUCUAUGUGUUCUUUCACCUACGCUAUCUUAGGUAUUCCAGUCACCAGAAGACAUGUAUGCGCCGGAGGCGAAAGUGACAAAGGCAUUUGCUUUGGUGAUUCUGGUGGACCUCUAGUUGCUCUAAAUGAAACAAAACCUGUCGCCAUUGGAGUAGCCUCAUUUGGAUCUUACUUAGGAUGUGCAGCUCCUAGAGUUCCUGCUGUAUACACUGCUACUGCCAGUUACACAGACUGGAUCGAGGAAAAUAUGGGUGAAGACGCAUCCGAUCUUUGCUUCGUCAACAAAACCUCAGAAAGUUCGACAAGAUGGUGGGGUUAAAUGCUAACUCUUAGUAUUUGUCACAUGUUGUAAAGUUACCUGAACUUCAGUCGAACUAAACUGUUUCCGAAUUAGGACUUUUAUUUAUUGCGCAAAAGCUAUUUAUUUAUUUAUUUGUCUGUAAAGUUCUUUGAUGUUUACUUGCUUCUCUCAAAACGGCAUUUUGUUUUUCGGCUGACGGUAGGGGAUUUUAUGUGCAGUAAUAAAAUGCUUUCUGUCCUUCA